Molecule: messenger RNA, 459 nt
Organism: Dipodomys spectabilis (banner-tailed kangaroo rat)
Lineage: Eukaryota; Metazoa; Chordata; Mammalia; Rodentia; Heteromyidae
Product: receptor-binding cancer antigen expressed on SiSo cells-like
Exons: 1
Coding region: 1-459 (152 amino acids)
Cellular component (GO): secretory granule
Source: RefSeq, a predicted model, not a curated record
AUGCCCAUCACUCAGUUUCAGCUACUUAAAGUUUGUACCUGCUUGGCAAUGGUAUUGUCAUUCCUAAAGAGAUUAAAGUGUAGGUCUGGCAGAGGAAAAAUUUUAAGUGGAGACCAAAUAACUUUGCCAACUACAGUUGAUUAUUCUUCAGUUCCAAAGCAUAUAGAUAUGGAGGAGUGGACGUCCUGGGAUGAAGAUGCACCCACAAGUGUAAAGACUGAAGGAGGGAAUGGCAAUGUGGCAUCACAACAAAACACUUUGGAACAACUGGAACCUGACUCUUUUAAGGACAUGACACCAACUAUAAGGAAAAAUCAGAAAAUUGUCAUUAAGAAGAGAGAACCUUUAAAUUUUGGCAUCGCCAAUGGUAGCACAUGUUUCUUCAGUAGACUAACAGCUCUUCAUCAGUCGUCUGAAUUAGGUGACUUACACACUUGGCAAGAAACUACUAAUGCAUGA